Folsomia candida is the source of this 1200-nucleotide messenger RNA. RefSeq lists its product as uncharacterized. The transcript has 5 exons. The record is from RefSeq and is a predicted model, not a curated record. Lineage: Eukaryota; Metazoa; Arthropoda; Collembola; Entomobryomorpha; Isotomidae. The coding region runs from base 124 to 1077 and encodes 317 amino acids. Gene Ontology annotation, molecular function: protein binding.
AGCAGAGCCGCGAACACAGCACAAACACCAACUUCACAUUUCAUAAAGUUACGAUUUAAUUAUUAUUGACUGUCGCCGUUAAUUUCAAGUUUGACAACUGACGAUAUCCUAAAAACUAGCAGGAUGAAGAUUACAGCGAGUCCCGCAGUAACAAAUUUUUACACGGAUAUCCUUGCUCACUCUUUUGAGCCUGGGGGUCAACGAGUCGCCGCCGCGACGACCAUGGGAAAGUUCAUAGUGUUCGAACGCGACUGGGACAAUAAUGAAGCAUUCACAAAAAUGGAAAUGAUGCUUCCCAACAACGCCCCCGCCCUGUGUCUCGACUGGAAAAAUGGCAAUGUCGGAAUCCUUCUUGGGGCUAAAUCCCUCCUCUACCUCUUUCGUCAAGACAGGAAUGGCGACUUUGACGAUGAUGCUGCAAGAUUGACAAAAUUCGACGUGAAGUAUGACGUUCAUGAUGUGGCAUCCAGAGGGUCUGGUUCUCCCGUUAUUUUUGGAGCGUGUGAUGACUGCAAGGUUCGAGUUUGGGAUGUCGAAACACAAAAACUAGUGGGGGAGAUGACGGACCAUAAAAUGCCAUUGGAAGUUUGUAAAGCAAAUGAUGAGUAUGUUGUGACUGGCGGUCAGGAUGGAAACGUGGUUGUUUAUGAUGCCUCAUUAAGGUCACCGAAACCAAUUGUUUCCUUUGAUCAGGGGAAAUCUACUAUUACUGCAUUGGACAUUAGUAGUGACUCUACAUGGAUCGCGGCCGGGUCAGCGGGAGCUCCUAUCGUUUAUAAUUUAAAAAAUUCCGCAAUACUUCCACAAAUUAGUCUAGAGAAUCCAAACAAAAUCCACACGGUUCACUUUGAUCAAAUGAAUACGCUUUGGUGGGGUGGUGGUUCAGGACGAAUCUUCAAGUCACUAAAUUUGACUGAAAUAUCAACCGAGAUAAAAGCAACGUAUGGGGCAGCUACAAUAUUUCAUGUUUAUUCCAUCACCUCAACGUCACCAAACCGUCUCAGCGCGGCUGGAUCAUCGACUGGGAUUCUAUUUUCGGAAAAUGGGGACUUUUUUGAGGGCAUGGUCCACAUUUGAAACUUAUUUUAACAUGUGCCGAUUUAAUUUUUUUUUAUACUUUUGCAUAAUCCAUGCUACCAAAAUGAUAAUAUUUGCUGCAAAUAAAUAAUUAGGCAGAAUAAACUGAGAUUGAAAAACUGA